AUGGCUGUUCUCCGCUAUCUCGCGGCGGUCCGCGCGGCGCCGGGCCUUUGGUGGCGGGCAGCGCGCGCGUCGUUGGGGCUCCUGGGCCCCUGCCCCGGGAGAGGCUACUCUGUGGACGCCGCACAGAGCCCACCCACUUUUGGGUUCCUGUUGGACAUUGAUGGAGUGCUGGUGCGGGGUCACAGAGUGAUCCCCGCUGCUCUGGAAGCGUUCCGCAGGCUGGUGAAUGCUCAUGGGCAGCUGCGGGUGCCUGUGGUCUUUGUCACGAAUGCUGGGAACAUCUUACAACACAGCAAAGCCCAGGAGCUGUCAGCCCUGCUGGGGUUCAAGGUGGAGCCAGACCAAGUCAUUCUUUCUCACAGUCCCAUGAAGCUUUUCUCACAAUAUCACAACAAGCGGAUGCUGGUGUCUGGGCAGGGGCCCCUGGUGGAAAAUGCCCGAGUACUGGGCUUCGAGAAUGUGGUUACUGUGGAUGAGCUGCGGAUGGCCUUUCCUGUGCUUGACAUGGUGGAUCUCCAGCGGCGGCCGAAGACCACGCCCCUUCCAAGGAACGACUUCCCUGCCAUUGAAGGAGUGCUUCUCCUUGGGGAGCCAGUCCGCUGGGAGACAAGCCUGCAGUUGAUCAUGGAUGUCCUUCUCAGCAAUGGAAACCCUGGGACUGGUCUGGCGAUGGCCCCUUAUCCCCAUCUCCCUGUCCUGGCCAGCAACAUGGAUCUCCUUUGGAUGGCUGAAGCCAAGAUGCCCAGGUUUGGCCACGGCACCUUUUUGCUGUGCCUGGAAACCAUUUACCGGAAAGUGACAGGCAAAGAACUGAGAUAUGAGGGCCUAAUGGGCAAACCCAGCGUCCUCACUUACCAGUAUGCAGAGGACCUGAUCCGGCAGCAGGCGGAGAGGCGGGGCUGGGUGGCCCCCAUCCAGAAGCUCUAUGCUAUCGGUGAUAACCCUAUGUCUGAUGUCUACGGUGCCAACCUGUUCCACAAGUACCUGCAGAUGGCGAAGCAUGAUGGGGCAGAGGAGCGGGGGGCCGAUGGCUUGUGGAAGCGGCGGCCCUCAGCAACCCAGAGCUGUGCCUCUAUCCUGGUGUGCACUGGUGUGUACAAUCCCAAGGGCCCAGAGCCCACCAGGCCCGCCCAGGAUGCAGAGGAGGCUCCAUUCCAUGGGCACCGGGACUUCAGCUUCAGUCCAGGGCUCAUGGAGGCGUCCCACAUUGUGAAUGAUGUGAACGAGGCUGUACAGCUGGUUUUCCACAAGGAGGGUUGGCCUUUGUAGUGAGGGCUGUGCGUUGGAGACAAGGGGG
Molecule: messenger RNA, 1297 nt
Organism: Odobenus rosmarus divergens (Pacific walrus)
Lineage: Eukaryota; Metazoa; Chordata; Mammalia; Carnivora; Odobenidae
Gene: HDHD5
Product: cat eye syndrome chromosome region, candidate 5
Exons: 8
Coding region: 1-1269 (422 amino acids)
Biological process (GO): glycerophospholipid biosynthetic process
Cellular component (GO): mitochondrion
Source: RefSeq, a predicted model, not a curated record